AUGCAGUUCAAGAUUGUCUUCACCUCCAUCCUGCUUGCCAUCUCAGGCAUGGGCGCCAAUGCUCGCCCAAUGCCUCACGGCCACAAGAACGUCGGCGUUCCGCAGGAGCACUUUGAGGUCCUCAAGAUGCGCGCCUCGAACUCGGUCAACCCCAAUGCCGUCACUGAUGUCAAGUGCAUAGACCCAAAUGCUCGCAUCGUCUUCCACGACCAAAACGUCGCCGAGCUGGGCAUCUGCGGAGGCAUAGCCGGCACGGUCACCAAGUGCCAAGGCUCGCCGCAGGAGACGACAGGAGAGUCGGGCUCUGCCAAGUUUGAGCUCAAGGCCGCGCAGCCAGGCGCCACCAUCAACAUCUCAAAGGACCGCUGGGAGCAGUGCGUCCGCGCCGCCCGCGACGCGUGCCCCACUGGAACCAUGAGCGGCACGUGCGUCGGGGGCGCCUCAUCCGGAGACGUCAACUUUACGCUCAACAUCCAAUAA
Pyricularia pennisetigena is the source of this 480-nucleotide messenger RNA. RefSeq lists its product as uncharacterized. The transcript is spliced from 2 exons. NCBI's taxonomy places the organism in Eukaryota, Fungi, Ascomycota, Sordariomycetes, Magnaporthales, Pyriculariaceae. Bases 1 to 480 code for a protein of 159 amino acids. The record is from RefSeq and is a predicted model, not a curated record.